Molecule: messenger RNA, 2019 nt
Organism: Hypoxylon trugodes
Lineage: Eukaryota; Fungi; Ascomycota; Sordariomycetes; Xylariales; Hypoxylaceae
Product: prolyl oligopeptidase
Exons: 6
Coding region: 1-2019 (672 amino acids)
Biological process (GO): proteolysis
Molecular function (GO): serine-type endopeptidase activity
Source: RefSeq, a predicted model, not a curated record
AUGACGACUACGGCUCUGACACCGGAGACCUUUGCUUUGGCUCCCAUAAUGGGACCCGCUCAACCCAGUCACGACGGUACUCGAGCCCUAUACACCGUAUCAAGAUACACGAAGCUCUCGGGUGAGUUUAAGGAAAUAUGGAUUAUGGAGAUCAGCACCGGAAACUCCUAUAAGAUCCUCCAACGAGCUAAGAUAUACAACGUAACUUGGUUAGGGGAUGACUCUCGAACAAUAAUCUUCUUCAAUUCUGGGAGCCCGACCGAGUUCCAUGCGAUUAACAUGGCCAACCAAUUGUCGUACUGCAUCGGUAUUUUCCCGAUGUCUGUGUUUUCCUUCAAGACAAAGCCCCUACCCAAUGGUUCUGUUGCUGUUGUCGCUGUUGGUGAAGGUACCGAGGAGUUUGCGAAAUCGCCGCACACGGCAAAGAUUUACCAGAGCGCCAACCUGGUAGAUGGCGUAAACGGCCCUCGAGUAAUCGAUCCGAGCGACCAUCCAGAGACCUCGCGUGACAAGAUCCUCUACACCACUCUUGAGAAGAAUGGAGAUGAGUGGAAAUUCACCAGCCCUAUGAACGAUGUCCUUCUGGGCACCAGCCUUGAAACUUCACGAGACGGAAACAACUACGAUAUAUGCGAAAACGGAAUUGUAUUUGGCGCGAGAGAUAGCACUAAAGUAAACAGGCUGAUGGGAGACGAGUUCAACAUUUACUACACCAAAAUUCAUUCCUUCGCGGCAAAUACCAACGUCGUGUCCAUCCGAAUAGAUGACUCCAGAGGGUUUAAUAGGUUAGGUAAACACCCUCGAUUCAGCCCGGACGGUAACGAAAUCGCGCUUAUAAUUGGAUCGAUGAUGAAGAUGAGCGAUCGUGUUUUCGUCAUCCCGAUACGCGAUAGUGUUGAGUUUUCCCCCGAUGGCCUGGCCUUGUUUGUUACUGCGGAUGACCAUGGUAGAGUUGCUCUAUACAAACUCAGCCUCUUGUUCGAUCCGUUUGGAUCUGGGAGCAAUAGCAAUGCGUCCCCCAUCUCGCUCUUGCGUAGCAAUGGUUCUGUGGAAUCAUUCUUUCUCCUUCGCCGAGGUAACGCGGAGGAACUUCUGGUCAGUAGCUCGAGCCUACUCGAAAGUUCACUCUACCACAUCAUCAGCACGGACGAAGAGCGUAUACCUCGAGUAGUUUUAUCGGCCACACAAAAUGGUGCUCUAUUUGGCCUAUCGCCACGCCAAAUUUCGCAGAUAGAGUUCAAAGGAGCCGGCGACUAUCGUGUCCAUGCUUGGAUGGUGACGCCUAGUAGUUUUGAUAACUGGCGUCGGUAUCCCCUGGCCAUCCUCGUACAUGGCGGUCCACACCUGGCAUGGAACGACCAGUGGGGUAACAAUAACCCGGUGCUUUGGGCUGAACAAGGCUAUAUAGUUGUGGCUCCUAAUAUCCUCGGAAGUACAGACUAUGGCAAUGAUUUUAUACAUGAUAUUUAUGGAGACUUCGAUCGCACCACUCUUCCGACUCAGGAUUUGAUGAACUGCACGGAGCAUCUCGAAGCAAAUCCUAAUGUCGAUACCGGAAACGCCGUCAUUUUCGGCCAUAGCUAUGGAGGUCUCCUGAUGAACUGGAUCCAAGGUCAUGAAUUUGGACAACGGUUCAAAUCCAUAGUAUGCUCUGGCGGUAUAAUUCAUUGGCGUCGCUACGCAGGACGCCCCUAUCCUGACGAUCCGGACGAUUACUUUUACGGCGACGACCCGUCACAGCCGCAUCUCCUCAAGGAGUGGAAGACACCGAUGCUCAUCAUUCAUGGCAAAAACGACAAUACCUGCAAAUUUGAGGAAGGUCUAGCAGCUUUUAAUAAUGCCUGUGCGAGGAAUGUGUUGUCGAGAUUCGUUCAAUUCGAUAAUGAAGGACAUAGCAUACGCGGCCGGGAGAAUCAAGUCCGGUGGUUCAACUUUGUAUUCGACUGGAUUAAUUGGUACACAGGUCUUCAAGGGGGGAAUGGCGCGGCACUGCCCGCCACCCAUCCACAACCUUUGUAG